Messenger RNA from Paramuricea clavata, 23952 nucleotides. NCBI's taxonomy places the organism in Eukaryota, Metazoa, Cnidaria, Anthozoa, Malacalcyonacea, Plexauridae. The record is from the annotation of a GenBank genome assembly.
CUAUAUGUUUCUGUAAACUAGACCAAGAAAAGCUAAGAAUGUGUGAUAUCUAAAAUUUUUAACUCUAAAGUAGUAAACAUGUAAGCAACGUUCAUCAAAUUUGUUUAUUUAGCAUGUAAUGACUUUAAUAAUGCAUGUAUUUGUAUAAUUAAACAACGUCAGAAAUUUACUGUAUAUAUCUAUAUCGUUUAAAGUGCCCGUAACCCCAAAAUUGAUUUUCGGCAUAUUAAAAGUAUACUAUGAGUGUAGCAGUCUCGCGAAAAAACUUUUGCUGUUGGUUAAAAAGCUAAAAUUUUAGAGCCACUUGAACCUGCUUAUAUUGCGAUUUUACUUGGCACAUGGCCGUCGGAAUAUUUAGCUGCUUGAAGUCUGGAACGAGCAUUAUUUGUGACGUAACGCAAGUUAGUUGUGGUUUCAGCAGGAGCGCGCUUGUAUGUAAAUUUCAGUAUAACAAGACGCUCUAUAGAGAGUUAACUCGCUGGGCUAUACAAAUAAAAACUAAAUUUUGUCACCAUAUUUGCAUUGUGCCCCAAUAGCAAUGCACCCGACUUUAUCCCCGAGCGGACGACGAGGGCACUAUAUAUAAUUUCCCGUGGCUAUAUGCCUAGCAAAGUCUAAAGUUCAUUAAUGAUCGCCCGCGUGGGUCACCGUUCAUGGGUGGUCAUCCUCACUGAUCUCAAAAUAUAGCGGACUGUCGUAAAUAGCGAACACUGAUUGGUCCAAUUUAAAAUUUGCAUUAUAACGACUGCAUGACGACAGCGAAAUAGCAAAUAUUUCUUGACUUGAUGAUUUCUAAAUCUCUUGCAAAUAUAUUUCAUUUCUGGUCACAUUUUUGCAAGAUUUUGUAAAUUUCAAAUGCUUUCUGAGAAAGAAAGAGCGAAAGAAUCGGCUAAAAGAAAGGUGCAAAUGCGAAGGUAUGUUUGUUUUAAAUCAUAUUGACUUGAUAAUUGCUUUAAAACCCGACGGCCUUUGGCUUUGCGUAUACGAAACAACUAAACAAGACAGCAUAUAAUUUCAGUGUAUCCUUAUUGAUUCCCUUUUUUAUUAUAUUGAAUUUUUAAAUAAAAAAGAAAGCAAGGUUAUUUGCAUGCGAGAAUUUGAAAUCAUGGAAAUUUUACACUUUAUCGUACCGGAGUAAUCACAGAAUACGUACGCCAUCAAAACACGCCGAUUAAAGAACGGAAAAACCGUCAGAACACAGGCCUUCAAGUACUUGCGGCACGGUAAACUGUAAAUUACAAAGUGUAAAGUAAAGGAAAUUUCACACUUUACCGUACCGGAGUAUAAUCACAGAAUGCGUACGCCAAGUUUAUUGAUAAAGCCAUUUAAAGAAUUAAAGUCAGUUUAGUUUUAUAAAGAAAACCUUAAAAUGUUUUGCAAAGCGUUUGUGGUUGAAUUCUACCUUAAACUGAAGGUUAUAUUAUACAAAUAAUGAAUGUUUAUGAGUGCAAUGGUAAGAAUAUAUUUUCAUGAGGUGAAAGAUGGAAUGUUCCAUUCCAAUGAGGCGACAGCCGAGUUGAAUGGAACAUUCCAUCUUUCACCGAAUGAAAAUAUUCUUACCAUUGCACGAAUAAAAACAUUCAUUAUUUGUUUUAUAUAAUGCCUAAAUAGACUAAUAUUAAAAGGCUUACUGUAAGCUCCUGUCAUUUUGUCGAGUCGUAAUUGCAUUAAAUCCCAUUUACUGAGUUUCGAAUCGGGUUAAAAUUGCGAUCACCGUACGAGAAGCAUUUUGACGGAUGCAAUUUAUCGAAAACACAAAGAGUGCAAUGGAAUAAAACGUAUAUAGUACAAUUGCACUCGCAUAGAGUGCAAUGGAAUGUAUUCCAUUGCACUCUUGGGAAAUGGAAUUUUUUAUUCAAUAUUACGUGACAAUAAACAGCCAAUUAAACGAUCAGAAUUCAAUAAGCUAUUAUAUAAUACGUAUAAUAACAUAUACCUAACAUAAUAAUGUAUGUUUGGGAAAUACAUAAAUUUGUAAUUAAAUUUUAGGCGAUUUUUCAUUUGCAAUAUUCUUAAAAAGUUAUCAUGUUACCAUGACAACUACUUUAGAUACUUCAUGUUCGGAAAAUACAAUGGUUUUGUCAGCAAGGCGAGGGUUUCUGCAUGCAUGUAUUUUCUAGUUAUUUUAAUGUCUCAUACUAUAGUCCUUUUGCUUGUCAAGGGGAGAGUGCUGCCGCUCUCAAAUUCCGCUAAAUUUGUAUUGCAGGUAGGCGAUUUAUUUCUAGCUAACACUCAAUUGCAUAAUGAAUAUUCGUCAAAAGUCGAUCGACCCUAGUCGACCUCUUCUUGUUUAGCAGCUUUAUUAAUUUGAAGCAAAGGAAUUUUGCACUGUGUGUUGUCAAGUGUAGGUCACAUGCUUUAUUUUAUUUUUACCGAUUUAUUUUACAGCGUGUAUGAUGCCUCCUAUAAGAGGCAGCACACAAAAUCAACAGGUUCCACACCAGAAAAGCCACCCCAAAAUGUAAAAAUAGUUGUUGCAGGUCAGAAAGAGGCUAAGUCAAGGAAAGUUUUGUUCUUAGAGCCAUCUGCUCAAAAUGAAUCAGAUGAUGUGUCGGUGAGUAUGUAUAUUGAAAUAUAUUAGAAAAUUGGAUAAUUUCAAUCUGCAGUGAGUGCGUUCUCAUUUUUUUGUUUUUUUUUUAUAUUCAUAAUUAUUUUUUUAUGUUCUGCUGACAAAGAUGUCAAAUUGCAGACCGCCAUGAUAAGAAUCAGAAUUAGCUUCUAUGCUCCAAUAUUAUACAAAUAAUAAAUGUUUAUUCGUGCAAUGGUAAGAAUAUUUUGAUGAGGUGAAACAUGGAAUGUUCUAUUCAACGAGGCGAUAGCCGAGUUGAAUGGAACAUUCCAUCUUUCACCGAAUGAAAAUAUUCUAACCAUUGCACAUAUAAACAUUCAUUAUUUGUUUUAUAACUAAUAUUGCUUUUUCGAGAACAGUUUAUUAAAACACCAUUUAAUAUAAAAAUAAAUACACACAUUUUGACAGAUGCGAUUUAUCGAAAAUACAAAGAGUGCAAUGGAAUAUAACGUAUAUAUAGUACAAUUGCACUCGCAAAGAGUGGACUCUUGGGAAAUGGAAUUUUCUAUUCAAUAUCACGUGACUACAAACAGCCAAUUAAACGAUCAGAGUUCAAUAAGGUAUUAUAUAAUAUACAAAUAAUGAAUGUUUAUGAGUGCAAUGGCAAGAAAUUUUCAUGAGGUGAAAGAUGGAAUGUUCUAUUCAACGAGGCGACAGCCGAGUUGAAUGGAACAUACCAUCUUUCACCGAAUGAAAUAUUCUUACCAUUGCAAGUAUAAAAACAUAAUUAUUUGUGUUAUGUAAUACCAAAAUCGACUAAUAUUAAAAGGUUUACUUUAAACUCCCGCCAUUUUGACGAAUUGCUAAUCCCAUUUACUGAGUUUCGAAUAUCGGGUUAAAAUAAACUGCGAUCACCGUACGAGAAUCAUUUUGACGGAUGCGAUUUAUCGAAAACACAAAGAGUGCGAUGGAAUAAAAUGUAAUAUUAUUCCUCAAAUUCAAAACGUCCAAUUAAAAUGCUCCAUUUUGCCCGCGUGAGGAUGAAAUAUAUCGUCGUAUUCCGACAUCUACUCGUAGAUAUUAGUUUCUGCAGUCCUUUUGACCAGCACCCACCUCCUAUUCACCGGUACAGCGGUGGAUAUUUAAAAUCGUGGAAGCCACGCAACUCACAAGACUGACGUGUGGGGAAAAAAGCGGGAAAUUGUUAUUUAUUUAAUUCAAAAUGGCCAGCCAUGAUUCUGCACCGGAAGAAGAUCUAGAAAUUGCCAGAAUUUUAAACGAAAGACAUUCUAAAAACAGGACCAAAAGUACUAAAACGGCAUUGAAAGCAUUGACGGCGUUAAUCCGAAAAUAAAACAUCGUAUUCACGAAGCCGAAGGUAUGUGUAAUGUGUUAAGUUUUUAAUUCUCAACUUGGAGGCUUUUAAUUUUCGGUAUAAUAUAUCAUUUAUAGACCUUCCGCUCGGGGGAUUCGGCGAAAUAUUACCCUUGGUGAUGAUAUUUCCCUCGGGGCAAAGCCCCUCGGGAAAUAUCAUCACUUCGGGUAAUAUUUUGCCGAAUCCCCCUCGCUCCAGGUCUAUAAAUGAUAAUAGUACAAUUGCACUCGCAAAGAGUGCAAUGGAACCAGGGCGCUUAUAUACCGGGCGGGGAAACGACCUCAUAGCGCGCUGAUCGAUGUGUGAUGCGGUAGAGAACUGGCACGAGCGUGUUUUUGUGGAAAAAUGGCGGAAGGUGUGAAAUUUUGCAGUGUUGUGUUUUGAUCGAUUUUUCUCUGAUUAUAUACGACCUUUUGUGGCUUUUUUAGCAGGAACAAUACAAAGGAUAUUACUUUCAUCUUUUAACUCUUCGAUAUCGUUGAGUAGUGUUUUAAAGGGAUUUUAUUGUGGAUAAAAGCUUCGUCGAUUGCAUGAGCUGGCGGAUGGUAAAUUUCAACUGGAGUUGUGACCAUGUUGACUCGCUGCCGGCUGAUUAAACAUUUAAGGUAAGUUGACAACAUUACAUUCCGCAUGAUUUGAAACGAUAUUCAUUUAAAUCUAAGUUGACACUUUUUUGUUUUAUUCCCCUGAAUUGACCAUUUCACUUGUCUUGUUGUUGUUGUUUUGAACGCCUCAUACCGACAUAAUAAUCCGGUUCUCCUCCAGUGUGAGAUAGUCUUAGCGUUGUAAGUGAACAAAUUGAUUACUUUCUGGGUAUUUUAAGGCACUGUAUAAGGUGGAAACGUAACAGUGACCGAGAUUAAUACAUUUUUAGAGCCAACUACAGCGUUCUCUUCAACCAAAAACGUAGCGCAUUCGGUGUCAAAAUGUUGUCCACACUUUGCAAGUUUGUGUGCUUGCAGUUAAGACAGUUGCCUAACAAUACACAUUGAGAAAAAAGAUAAUUUAGUUGACACUUUCUUUCAAAAUGAUACAGAACAUUGAAUAGCUGUUAGGACAUAAAUAUCCAUUCGAACAUAUCGAACAUUUUUCAAAGUAAUAUUCCGUUUGCAAUAACGUUGUUAUCACGCCACCAUUUCUUCUCAGCUUUUAUACAACGAGAUAUCAUACUUUUUUACAAACAUUUUUUAACUUUACUGUUUGGAAAUUAAUAUAUAAUGUGUGAUAAACGACAAGCUUGUCAUACAAUUGGUCCGUCCACCAAAAAAUUUAAAAAUACAUGUGGAAAUGAUGCGCUUGAAUAGUCAACUAGUUCGUCGAUAAAUGACAACGUAAGGAUUCAUCCUGUAGCUGAGUAUCAAUCAUUAUUUAACAAUACUGUACCUACUUCAGUGAAAUAUGAUGGUAAAAUUCCUUUGCAACCUGAAGAGCUCCUCCUUUACUCGUUAAUAAGUGUUGUGUCUUCAAAGAAACUUGCUUCUAUCAAGGCAGAGGAGUAUGUAAAUGUAUCGAAAGCUAUUUAUGUUGUGUUUGGUGUGCGAUUUGACUGUCAGAGUAUACGAAACUAUUUUUAUCGUUCAGUAAACAAUGUGACGAAAGGAUUAGGCAAAUAUGAUGGCUAUUUAAGAUGGAAAUUUUAUGCCAAAAUUAUUCAGAAAAUAGUUGCAAAUCAUAAAUGUAUGUUAAUUGACCUGCUUGAGGCAGACUUCUGCGACGCUAAGAAAUAUGACGGACUUCUCAGUAUUAUUGAGAGUGAGUGUUUGGGGUGUUUGCAAGAAAGCAAAGUGUCCAAAACACUGGCAUAUAAAGUAAACAAGAAUCUUGCUAACCUAACAAAUAAGUUCCCUAAAUGGAAAGUCAUGCCUAAUUUGCAAGAUGCCAGUGUACACUUGUUCUAUUAUGAUAAAAGUCCAGGUGAAAGCAUGAAUUAUGAAGUGAUUAUUACAUCAGAUGGGAAUUACAGGUUAUUGUGCAUAUCAUGGGAAAGGAAAGAGUGGUAAAUGUCGAACAAUGUCAGCUACCUACAAUUAUUCAUGAACUAAAUCAUCUAACAUUACUUUUGAAAACUCUUCAAAAGCUGACAAUAUGUCCUGGUGUUUCUACUGAGAACUAUGAAAGUAUCAUACCCCCAGCUUUUGAUCUUUGUGUGUUUAAAACAACUGAUGGGCAACCUGGUGCUUUUCUUGAAUGUGAUCCAAUUAAUGUUGAAAAGAAAGUCAUCCGAUCAAGCAAGUUUUGUACAUUUCUUGUUCCAAAAAAUACUAAUAAUUGUUGCAAAGCUUGUUGUGAAACAAAUCAUUAUUUGAGGACAUUGAAGUCCCGUAGUCAGCAAUCAAGUCAAUCAUGUUCCAAGCAUAAGAGAUAUGAUUACAUGUCCAAGGAUGAACUUGUUGCACACAGUCGAGACACUGCUAAAAAACUACAUUCAAUGCAAACGAGAAUUAAGAGGCUUGAAGAAUGCCAAGAAAGCAUGAGCACAGUAGGAUGUAAAACUGACUCUGAAUUUAGAGGGUUAUUUCAAGAUCUUUUUGAUGGGUUGAGUAAGAAAGUGGAAAAGAACAACAACAAGGUAUGCUACUGGGUAAAUUGCGAUAAUGUCAAUGAAUUCGACUCCCUAGAAUUACUAAUGAAGCACAUAAAAGAAUCGCACCUAGCACAUUUUACUGAAUAUUGUGAUGUGGCACCCAUUGGCAGACACCAUUUGCGUGGAUGGUUAGGAUGUGGAAAAGAAUUUAAAAAGAAAAAGCUCCUUUUAAACCACCUUGAGGACCAUAUUGGUAGUGAAUCAGACAUGUUCUUUGUUACACUUCUUAAAGAUCAAGCAAAGGCAUUGAAUGUUCCCUCUAGGCAGAUGCGAUGGCAUCCCUUGGUUAUUAAAUGGUGUCUAAAGUUAUAUGCAAAGUCCCAUAGUAUGUAUGCUGAUUUAAGAGAUUCAGGUUUCUUAAAACUACCAAGUGGCAGAACUCUUUCUGACUAUAAAAACUAUUCAAGCUCCAAGUCAGGUUGGCAAACAUCAGUAUUUGAGACGAUGGAUAUAACUUUUAAAGAUCAGGGAUUUUCUGAAGUUGGCAGAUUUGGAGGAUUGUUUUUUGAUGAGGUCAAGAUUAAAGAGGGCUUGUUGUUUGAUCCUUCCACAUGGGAAUUAGUUGGUUUUGUUGAUUUGGAAAAUGAUGGAACAAAUUAUACAAUUCAGAAAAGUCUUUCCACUCAUGUUCUCUUUAUUUCAAGAGCGUGUUCUCUAAAUUUCAAUUUCCUUGUGGUUAUUUUCUUACUUGUGGAGUAUCUGCUCAGAGUUUGAACAGGGUAUUUUGGCAAGGAGUUGGACUCUUGCAAGGGUAUGGAUUUACAACCAUCCUUGCAUGUUGUGAUGGGGCUGCCGAGAACAGGGCAUUUAUGAUGAUGAACAAUGUAAGCGAAUUUGUAAGCCAGACAAACAAUCCAUAUCCCCCUCAUAUCAUCAAAAAACUGCGUAACAACAUUUAUAACAGUGGGAGAAAAGAGAUUUCUCCAAGAUACACUAGGUAUUUGUUGUUAAAUUCUAAACCUAUAUUAUGGGACCAUAUUUACGCUGUCCACCAAAGGGACAAAGAUAGGCAUAUAUAUGCUACAGACCUGAGGAAUGCACAUGUUCGCCUUGAUAGUGUUAGUAAAAUGAGAGUAAAACUUGCAGUGCAAGCUUUGAACUCGAAAGUCAAGAAGGAUAUAGAAAGACACGAUCCAGCUGCAACAGAAUCCACCCAAAUGUUUAUCAGCCACUGUGAAAAUUUGUGGAGAGCAUUAAAUGAUAACACACCACUUUCUUCCUUAAAUGAUUCCAGAAUAAAAGACCUGGACAAUGUGAUUAAAUUUUUUGACAGUUGGAGAGAUGAACUUUCUUUGAUGUUUGAAAGCAAAUCUGAAAUAGCAUCACACUUUAUUACAUGGCAAACAAUGUUUGAUAUAAAGGUAUAAUUCACAAGCUUGGCAGUGCACAAUGGCAAUGCCCAUUGUAAAUUUGAAUGACAAAAAUGUUUUCAUGUUUCAAAGAAAUAAUGCCAAAAAUCUCCCUUUAAGGACAUUUAUAAGAUGAUUAUAAAAUAUAAUAAUGCAAUAUAAUAAUCUAUUUUUAUAACACUUUUUGCAGGUUACAGUCAAUGGCAUCAAAGAGCUAGUAUCCUUUAUAAAGAGUUCUGCAUUUCAAAACCUACAUGCUGGAGAUCAUUACAUAAUCCCAAAGAGGUUAAAUCAGGAUGUGGUGGAAUGUUUUUUCUCCAUUCAAAGGCAAGCUUGUGGAGGCACAAAUAACAUGACUGCCUAUAGCUAUGGCUACAAUGUCAACAGUGUUCUUGCAUCGUCAACAAAGAUUUUAUCCACAAAGCAAACAAAUGUUUACAACAGUGAUGAUCUUGAACUUGGACAGCAGAAAUGUGGCUCUACCCUUCUAAAAAGGGACAAUGUUCAAGGAAUAAUGAAGAAAAACCUCUGGCCUGUACACCUUGAGUGAUGUUUUCAUUCAAAUGUGCAUAUAAAGUUAAAAUGUCUUAUACAAUCAGAUAAUCGUCACCACAGAAUAAAGACACACAGAAGGUCGAGUCGGCCAAAAAAUUAUAACAUCUGCCACUGCAUGAUUAGUCAUCAAAAUGCUGAUGCCAUGGUCAUAGCCAGUUUGCUUAUAAAAUAAGAGGCAUUCACCCCUUGGACGUCCGCCAUUUUGAAUAUUAUCAGGGGGUGAAUGCCUCCCAGAAGCACACUGGCUAGGAUGAUGGUGUCAGCAUCAGGGCAUUUUUUAAGAAUUUGUCUGUGGGGGCAUCUACAAAAAUGGACCAUACUAUACUGAGUGUGGAGAGAUGACAGGUGGUGGUUGGUUGAUAAGGCAAAUUUCAGUUACUAGAAUAUCAAACUUCCCUUCUAAAUUCCAUGUUUUGCUUAUAUUUUAUAUUAUAUAGUCAAAAAAUGCCCUGGUCAGCAUUUUGAUGACGAAUUACUGUUUAUGCCAAAAGGCAAAACCAUAGGAAAAACCAAGAAGUCAUCCUUCUGUUUGUCUCUAUUCUGUGUCGCCACACUACAUAAUUUCAUUAAUUUUCCAUUUUGCUCAAGAGUAUCCAGGCUUACAGAAAAUUGUGGUGAGCUGGGUUAAGUCAUAUAAAACAAAACAUAAUCCGAAGAUUAACAUCUUGAAACCCAAGAUAUGAGUUAAAACAAGGCAAGAGUGACUUUGUACAGUACAUAAGACUUUGUGUAUAUAGUAACUUCAGUUAGUCUGUUGAUGAUUUUGCAAUGAAAUCAUAAUAUCACGAACUCAUUUCUGUCUUGUUUCAACUCACAUCUUGGGCUUCAAGAUGUUAAUCUUCGGAUUAUGUUUUCUUUUAUAUUUAUUGAAAUUAUCGGCUGGUAUUGGGUUGGGUUAAGUCAGCCAUAAUGUGUUUGACUUAUCUGUAUUUCAUACAACACAUACAUCUAGUCAAUAAUAUACAAUUUUUUGGCCGGCUUUUUGUUGCAUUAUAAACUGUUCUGCUGUUUAAUGUUACCAGUUAAUAAAGCUAAUAAUAAUACAAGCUGCAUUGCUUGCAUACAAUAAUUCGACUCUUGUUUUCACUUUUCUAGUAUCUCCUAUGACUGUUUUUGCAAACACCUCAGCUUUCUUUACUGAUUGUUUUCAAAUAAGAACUGGCUUUUAACUUGUUGCACUGAUAAAGCACCAUAAGAUACCGUAAUAGCAAGUCUGUCCAAUAAAGUGAGGUUUCACAAAAGUAUUUGGCAUUGGUUGAAGUUUGUUUUGGUCAAGGGCAGAUUAAGAAAAACUUGCAAAAGAUGCAAAUGUUCAAAAAUUCAUUUACUGGAAUAACCUCAGGUUUUCAUAACAUGAAUUAAUGUUUCUAUUUGUUUGCUUUUUUUCUUGCCAAGGAAUGAUGGCUUGCCCAAUGAUUUGAGGAUUUUGGCUAGUUCUUUCCCAUUGAGUAGUGAUAAAAUUUCUUCUUGUUUAAACUCAGAGUACACAGACAAACUUUGCAAAAAUUGAUCAGAUGUAAUAUUUCCAGACCUUAGCUCAUCAAUUUCUUUGCCAUCCUUUUGCUUAGAAGGUUUGCCUUUUUUCUUGAGUUGUUGUCUAAUUGCCAUGCUGCUUUUAUUUGGUUUUAACCCCCCUUUUUCCCGAAGUAUUUGUUGUUUCGACUUCAGAAAAAAAGUCACAAUUCUUUGGAGCAGGACCACAGAUGAUGGUGUAUCUGAAAUUGGUACAAUGCAACUCCACUUUUCUCUUAUCACUUUAUUUUUGGAUAUUUUUUCAAGGCAAUCAAUUAAAAUAUUCCCUUUUUGGGCAACCAUAGUAGUAGGAGUGAUGAGGCUUUCAACCAGAUUGUGAAGGAAUAGAAAAAAAGGAACAACAUGUUUGUAAACAAUAAAUCUGAACUUUCCAUCAGUUUGCUUGACAUCUUCCCCCAGACUUGAAAUUAAAUUAAGGGCCUCAAUCUUACUGCCUUGAAUAAUGGUAGAGUCCGUCUCACUCUCCUUAGCUGGUACUUCAUCCUCGCCUUUCAUCAAUGUGUCCCUAGCUCGCUUUAUGACCCAACCAGCAUGGUCCCUGAUGCUAUCAAAGUCACUUUCAUCACAAGUAGCAGGAUCUUUAGCACUUUGUCCUCCUUCAACAGUAUUAAUACGGCUGUCACUGUGGGAAGACCAAAAGUGCUGAAGAACCUGCUGCAACAAAUUAUCAGAAGCUUCAUGAUCGUGGUCGCUCGAAUCAUCGAAAACAAAUUUCUCCCAUGAUUGCCUUAUUGCCAAAUGGUGAAAACUGCAGUUUCGUUUUUCAGCAAAUGCUUUUUCCAGCUUGAUUGCAUAUUCCUGCGAGUUUUUCUCUGUUCCUGCCUCACUAAAACAAACUUCAACCAAAUGCGAAAUGUCUUUUAAAAGCUCUUCUUUAAGGACAGACUUGCUAUCAUUGAAUACUGCUUCUUUAGCCAAGGUUAAAAGCCAAUUCUCAUUUGACGGCGGCUUGUAAACUUCGGAAAGUGUUUGCAAAAAUGACGCCAAACUUUUUGAUGUAAUACUAGCGGAGAUACUACAAAAAUCAACACAAGAGCCAUAUGGGUCGGAAAGCGUGCUAAAAUCGCCUUCAUCUUCAUCAUCUAAUAUGAAAAACUCCUGAUUUGAUGAAGAUUCGUUAGAUUCCAACAGUGAUUCCAACCUACUGGCAGCCGCCAUAUUUAUUCAUUUCAGCAAAAUUCUUCCCAGUCCUCCGCAUCACACAUCGAUCGGCGCGCGCGUUCUCGUUUCCCCGCCCGGUAUAUAAGCGCCCUGCUUGAAACCGUAUGUCAAUCCUCCUCGAAUGAUACUGCAUAUAUUGAACUACACACACUUAGAAAAGAAUACGAAAUUAUUUGCUCUGAAAAUGCAAUUCUUAAGAAAGAAAACGCCGAAUACCUUGAACGCAUGCACAACUUAGUCUAUAUUACCUCUGAUUUAAAUACAAAAAUUAAAAUACUUGAAGAGGAGAAGGUCAGUUUAGUAAUCUCAGUGCGUCUCGUAAACGAGGACAAACGGCUAUUAAUAAUGGAAGCUAAGCGCUUAGGAAAUGUUUACGAACCGGAACAGUACUCUGAAGUCUCAAACCAAACAAUGCAUUGCGAAAGCACACAAAAUGAAAACCCCAUGCAAAAUGAGCAACAUAAUAAAAUAAUUGAAUUGGUCGAAUUGGAUAAAACAUUCCAAGAAGCAAAUGGUCCGAAUACAAGAAAUGAAAACAUGAACCCCGUUGUAGGGGUGGCUGUGUCUGGCCAUCCCGACAGAACUAGUACAGAUAAACAGCCUAAUUCCGAAUGUGUGUCUCAAAAUCCUAAGAGUGUUGCCCCAUGUCCAUUCCUUCUCCGCCGUGGCCAUUGCACUAAAUUCACAGGACGAAAAGCGUGCCAUUAAUUAGCUUUAGCAAAAAUACUAAAGAUAUUAAAUGUGUAUUUAUAACUUUAAUAAGCCGACUAAAGGUGAUUAAAGAAAAAGUUACAUUUAAUCGCACUUAGUCUGAAUAAAAGACUUCUUUUGGAACUGAUACACUUAAUUGCACUUAGUGAGGAUAUUAAAGUGCGUUAAAACCAACAUUAAAGCGCGCAUACUUUAAUGACCUUUAACGUGUUAUUUAAAUGUUGAUUAAAGGCAGAGAUAGCAUUUAAUCACCUUUAGUUUUGAUUUUAAAUGAAGACAAAACCUGACACCUACUUUAGUCCUCUUUACGACGACAAUUUAAUAGGAUUAAAGAUAAUGUUAUUGCAGAAGUUAUGGUAACCAAUAAACAUGAUGACAUCUGAUACGUUUAUUACUAUCGUGAUACUAUGAUAUGCCUUCAUUCCACCUGAAUUAAGCACUGCGAGACACUGUCGGACAAUACAAGAAGUAAGAAAACUUGUUAGAGCGCAAAUUCGCUCUAGUUUCAUUAUUGACUUUAACACCUUGUCCACCAUACUUACCCGUUUGGUUGGUUAGGUGUUAGCUCAGCUGACCGAGGGGGGUGACCUGGACGGACUCCUGUUACUUGGACUCAGAUUAAGAUCCGUGACAAUGGCAUCUUGAGCUGCCACCCCCCACCGAACUAACACCUUCACACCAAUUAAAAAUUGGUGGAAAUAAAUUGUUGAACUAAGCAUACAAAAGAAAAAAAAAUAUUCAAAGCGCACGUUGUCGUCGUUUGGACGUCAGACUUGGAAUGAUAGAUGUCACCUACUCCCAUUGCGCCAUCCCCCCGGUCAUGUGACGUGCUGACGUCAGAAUACCUGGUUCCCAAGUUGCUAACCUUGGUUAUUGCAUAACCUCAUUUAACACCUUGUCCACCAUACUUACCCGUUUGGUUGGUUAGGUGUUAGCUCAGCUGACCGAGGGACAAUGGCAUCUUGAGCUGCCACCCAAGGGUGAUGAGUAGCAUCACCCCUCCAAGGAACAGAAAGGACCACCCCAUCUUGCAUGCUGGGAAACAAACGACAGUAUAAUAAUGCACAUUAAUUCAGCAUAAUAAGGCGCAUUAAUUCCAGACGUCAUUACCAGCCGAUAUGGUAAGACACGCAUAAUAAGGCACAUUAACUCCAGACGUCGUUGCCAGCCGAUAUGGUAAGACAAGCAUAAUAAGGCACAUUAAUUCCAGACGUCGUUGCCAGCCGAUAUGGUAAGACAAGCAUAAUAAGGCACAUUAAAAUCCGGAGGUCAUUACCAGCCGAUAUGGUAAGACAAGCAUAAUAAGGCACAUUAAUUCCAGAGGUCAUUACCAGCCGAUAUGGUAAGAUAAGCAUAAUAAGUAACAUUAAUUCCAGGCGUCAUUACCAGCCGAUAUGGUAAGACAAGCAUAAUAAGGCGCAUUAAAUUCCGGAGGUCAUUACCAGCCAAUAUGGUAAGACAAGCAUAAUAAGUCGCAUUAAUUCCAGACGUCAUUACCAGCCGAUAUGGUAAGACAAGCAUAAUAAGGCGCAUUAAAUUCCGGAGGUCAUUACCAGCCGAUAUGGUAAGACAAGCAUAAUAAGGCACAUUAAAUUCCGGAGGUCAUUACCAGCCGAUAUGGUAAGACAAGCAUAAUAAGGCACAUUAAAAUUCCGGAGGUCAUUACCAGCCGAUAUGGUAAGACAAGCAUAAUAAGGCACAUUAAAUUCCGGAGGUUAUUACCAGCCGAUAUGGUAAGACAAGCAUAAUAAGGCACAUUAAUUCCAGACGUCAUUACCACCCGAUAUGGUAAGACAAGCAAUAAGGCACAUUAAAUUCCGGAGGUCAUUACCAGCCGAUAUGGUAAGACAAGCAUAAUAAGUCACAUUAAUUCCAGACGUCAUUACCAGCCGAUAUGGUAAGACAAGCAUAAUAAGGCACAUUAAAUUCCGGAGGUCAUUACCAGCCGAUAUGGUAAGACAAGCAUAAUAAGGCACAUUAAAUUCCGGAGGUCAUUACCAGCCGAUAUGGUAAGACAAGCAUAAUAAGUCGCAUUAAUUCCAGACGUCAUUACCAGCCGAUAUGGUAACACAAGCAUAAGGCACAUUAAAUUCCGCAGGUCAUUACCAGCCGAUAUGGUAAGACAAGCAUAAUAAGUCACAUUAAUUCCAGACGUCAUUACCAGCCGAUAUGGUAAGACAAGCAUAAUAAGGCACAUUAAAUUCCAGACGUCAUUACCAGCCGAUAUGGUAAGCUAAGACAAACAUAAUAUAAUAACAAUAAUAAUAAAAAUGGUUUAUUCACACAUUAUCGCACGAACAUUGUGAAUUACAACGUGUGUACAUAUUUAGAAUAUUCAGUAAAAUCUAUUAUAUACAUGCAUGUAAAAAUUUGUAAGCAAAUUAAAAUCCAUUAUGAACAAGCAAGUAUCGCUAUUACUAUUAAAUUUGCAAGCUAUUGUUUUGAAACGAUCGAACACAUAGCUGGAAUAAGCUAUCUUUAUAUCGAUCUGUCCAGCAUUUAAUUAGGUACACUAUAGUCCGUGAUAUUCCGUAGGCAGCGUCCAUGUAUGUCUUCUCGUGUCGGUGGUAAUAGACCAUGGAGUUGGGAAUUAGGUUCCUGGAUCUUUUUCAAUGUUUUAUGGCACAGAAUGUGUCGUCUAUCUUCUAAACGAGAGCAUCGUUAGGCACAUUAAUUCGGGAUGUCGUUACCAGCCGAUAUGGUAAGAUAAGCAUAAUGAGGCACAUUAAUUCUGGACGUCGUUACCAGCUGAUAUGGCAAGACAAGCCUAGUCAGGCACAUUAAUUCCGGAUGUCAUCACCCGCUACAUAACUCACCUUGGCUCAAAAAAAAAUAAAUAAAGCUGCUACCACCUGAUAUGGUAUCUUAUAGAACAUGAUUAAAUUAGAAGUGCCAUACUUCGAAGCAAAACUUCGCGAAGCGAAACAAAAUUACAAAGCGAAACAAAAUAAACUGCUCAGUAUUAAGAGCGCGUGACGAAAUCCACGCGGUAGUCGUGUCUCCGAGCAUAAUCACUUCCGAAAUAUUUGAACAACGAUCAACAAACAAAUUAUAGGCCGCCAUAUUUUUUCGGUACUUUCGCAUAAACACAAAACAAAACAAAAAACAAGAAACGAUUGCUAUAUUAAACAAGUUCACUUGCCAGAUCAACUGCCUAAACCAAGACCAGGGAAAUGUUAGACUGUGGAACGAACAGUCUACGACGGGACGCAAAGUAUAAGAUUUGGACAACUUGUCGAAUUCACAGACGUAGCUUGCUGUCGUUUACAGACAGUUCACAGUAUGAUGAGCAAACGUAAACGGCUCAGUUCGAUGUAGUAACAGACAGGUCUCAGUAUGGUGAAAAACACGGUUCGCGCUAAAAGUGCAAAACUGCAAGUAAACCCACUUACCCAAGGGGUAGCUUGUCACUACCAUACCCGCGAGGACACAACAGACAGACAAAUAUUUGUAUUAUUCCUCUUUGUUGUUUUUUCUCUAUUAAUUAACUGUGUAUAAUAUUAAUUCCCACAUUGCACCCAAAGCAGACUGAAUCCUAAAUAUCAUCCGCAAAACUGUGGAUGAAAGUCAAUGUAGACUAGACUAUCACUUGCCUUAGUCAAGUUACGAUUGGGCGAUCAGGCGAGCCGCCAAUUCCUUCAAUAAUGCUAGAAGGAGUACGACUGUACAUUUAGUAUGUGGGACCAGUCGCAAGCACUCCUGCAAGUUAAAGCGAGAUAGUACGUCAGCAAUUACGUUCUGUUUACCAGGGACAUGUGCCGCAGAUAUGCGAAAAAUCGUAUUUUGCCGCCACUAAAUUAGAGCGAAUGAAUUUCUGGUUGGGUUUGGAUGAGCGAAGCCGAUUUUUAAGGCGUUACAGAAAUGUGCGGCCAAGUGUCACAACCACACUGGCAUGGCUGAGUUUACCCACCAAGGAUUCUAAUUCCUUACGUGUGUAACGCUUCUUGUUCUUCCACGCUACUAUCGUGAUUCGCAGUUCGAGUAAAUUAGUAUUAUCAGGCACACGUGCUGUAAUGGUGAUCGAGUUCAGUUCGCUGCCGAGAAAAGUAACUAUCAUUCUGAUGGCAUCUGGAACAGUAGUGUACACGACUGGAAAUUCGUUUUUCAAGAUACCAACAUUAACGCUAUGAUCAGUUAGAAAUGAUACGUCUAAAAUUAGGCGCCAUGUCUUUGGUUUGUUUUUCUUCAGAAUUACUCCAAAGGCAAAGCGAAUGCUGUAUAAUUUGGAGAGGGAGGGAGGUCAAAAGGCCCAAUCCCCACCGCGCAUGAAUUUCUUCAGCCAGAUACUUAUCAAUAACAUGUGGAUGCAUGAGCAUCCGCUCAGGAACAGUUUGACUGUGUGGAUAUUAGAGGAAUUCAUCUCUAUAACAAACUCCGUGCGAAAAAAACCCUCUUUGAAACCAUUAAGGCUGUACUUAACUUUUAUACGAUCAGGAUGUGCUGUCACUUGUGUGUGCAAAUGUCAACGUUAAUAGGAAAGUUAUCUGAUACCGCUAUAACUAAGUAUUCUGUCAAGCCAGACCGCCCGGAAAUGGCCGCCUGUGGAGUUUCACCUAACUCGCCUGACGACCGGGCACGUUUUGAAAAAAAAACCCCAGCGGGAUCUGCAAACUGAGUUUGCAACUUCAGGAAGUGAGCAAGGCUAAUCGCAUUAUUAAUUGCCGCAAUAAGAUGUCAUCAAUCCAGGUUCAGUGGCUUAAACGCAGUGUGAAACCAAGACAAGUAAAUAAGUUAAUUUUCUGUUAUACAUGCAUUCAUGUAACAGUGUACCAUAUUGGCAAUAUACCAGGAUGAAAUUUUACACUGUUGACGUUGACUGUUAGGGCCAGGCGAUAGCGGAGAAACAUAUUUACUAAUUAUAUGAAACCACAAAGACUUGUGCUCCGUUCUGCGUAACUAUUGUAUGAACAUCUCAUAUGCUUGCCGCCACGGCAUUUACGUCUCUCGAAACCUAUAUUUGCCGUCUCAGUAUAACAAGUCCGGCUUCAAUCACAACUAGGUCAGCAACUCGCAUGCACUAUGCAGUUCUUCACCACACACCCCUCGUGCAUGUUGUGCUGACAAAAAAAAAAUAUAGAUGUAGGACUGCUCAUUAUUAUGUACGUGAAACGUAUACCAUAUAUCUAUUGCUAAAUAAUCCACAAACUGGCUUAUACCGCCUUUUCCUUGGGCCCUAGUGCGCCCAGGAAUCUGGCACAACGUUUAACCAGUUUUACUGGAAUUGGAGAUCUGCCAGGGAAAAGGACAAAGCGUUUUCGGGCCUCGAGUUAGAAACAAACACAGAUGAACACAAGUGUCUAGCUAGUCUUCGUGAUUUUCCCCAUAUUUCAUUGGAUCGAGUUUGCGCGAGGUUUACAGACGGAAUGGCGUGAGCUUCUACGCCAACUAUUUCGCUAUAGUUGCGACAAAACAAUGGAGCAUUCAACAUACCUGUGUUCUGCCGAGACUGUGAGCCUCCUACCUGAGUCUGUAGCUGAUAGACCGUCCGCGUAGUAGCCCGAGACGUGUUCGCAGGAUUCCCCAGUUCUUCCAAACCGGCGCUCUCCGGUCGAUCGGUGCGCUUGACUGGCGCAAAACUUGAGCAAUUGCCGCUUGAAGGCCCGUUGCAAACUCCGGUGAUUGGAAAGCAGAACUCUGCCAGACGCCAUAGCCAAUUCGUAAAGGCAACCACUCAAAACGCGCAACACGAACACAAAAUAACAAAAAAAUAUUCAAAGCGCACGUUGUCGUCGUUUGGACGUCAGACUUGGAAUGAUAGAUGUCACCUACUCCCAUUGCGCCAUCCCCCCGGUCAUGUGACGUGCUGACGUCAGAAUACCUGGUUCCCAAGUUGCUAACCCUGGUUAUUGCAUAACCUCAUAUAAAGUGCGGAAGUGAUUGAGAUACACGUUUAUAAAUAGCGUCAAAGUGCGCGGUUAGUUAUAAUACGAAAUGGAUAAGGCAAACAGUCACGUGUUUUGUGAUCACUGUGAACAAAGCGCUUCGGAAACAACAUUCCGUAGGCAUAUGGCUUUAAAACAAUCACGCCAAAUAAAGAGAAGUUUGAAGAAAGAUUCCUCAACGUCUUCCUCCGACACAGACGGAGAAACUGAUUGUAACAGUUGCAAUUUGAAAGGUGAGAGUGUUUGCAUUAAAAUAAUGUCCAUAUUAAAUUAAACCACUGAUUAAACAUACAGCUAUGUAGUAUUUAAAACACGAGAAGGAGUGUUUUAUCAUAUUUAAAACGCGAGGCGCAGCCGUGCGUUUUAGAUAUGAUAAAACGCGAGUUCGAGUGUUUUGAAUAGCUUAAAAUACGACUACAAAAGAAUACUAAUUAGGAUGAACGAUUUUAUAAAGAAUACUAAUGAAGACGAGUUUUAUCAGAUACAAAGUCACUCCACGUGACAUAUUAUGGCUGACAUGAUUUGCCACAAGGUUUAUGAAUUUGUAAUGAAUACUUUAAAUGUAUAUACAGCAGGGCCGUAGAAAAAUCGAUAAUUGGGGGCUUAUAUUCAUAUAUUCGCGUUCUGCAUUAUUCACUUCUUUUGAAAUCGAUUGUUUUUACGGUCUGUAAACAUGAAUAUAUGAAUAUGAGCCCCCCGAUUAUCGAUCUUCCUACGGCCCUGAUACAGGGUGUAUAAAAAAACUGAACAAAUUCGAAAUUGCUCUCAAUUUCGCAAAACAGCUAUUAGUAGCCAGUUUUUUAUAUAUAUAGCUUCUUUGGGUACUUAUAAUGUAGAAUAAUGAAAACAAUUUCUCGAACUCAAAUUUUGUAAACCAGGGGUGUCUUUUCCAACAAAGUAAAAAUUGCUUGCGCGCGAAUUUUCAAAGCUUUAUUACUUUAAUCGUAUUUUGAGUUAAUGGAUGGAAAAUUUCUGUUGAGUUUUUAAUUACUGUACAAAAAAUUUCAGCCAAUUUUCUUCAGUUUAAGCCCUUUGGUUAACUAUUCACGCAAACUUACAUUUUUUCCUAAAAAAUCAGCCUUUUGCAUGCUUAAUUAUAACUUUGCCUAAUUUGCAUAUGAGUCAGCAAUAUGCAAAUUAGGGCUGAUUUUUUAGGAAAACAUGAAUAGUUAAAGCAAAGUAAAGCUUAAAAGUAUGAAUAGUAAAGCUUAAACUAAAGCAAAUUGUCUGAAAUUUUGUACUAAAAAGUAAUUAAAAACCCAACAAAUUUUCCAUCCAUUAACUGAAAAUACGAUUAAAGCUUAGUAGCGAGAAAUUGAAACAUUUUAAGAUAACAAAUCAUAUAUAUAUAUAUAUAUAUAUAUAUAUAUAUAUAUAUAUAUAUAUAUAUAUAUAUAUAUAUAUAUAUAUAUAUAUAUAUAUAUAUAUAUAUGAACAUGCAGAUUUUCUCUUAGAAACUGUAGAAAUGUCCCACGAUAUUGGUUUUCAGCAGAACAUAACUGACCCAAAUACAUUCGGACAUUCAAGCCCUGAUGACGUAAGUACACUGAAUUUAAACAUUCACAUGCAUAUAUGAUUACAGUUACAAGUUAAUGAAGUUAUACUGUUCCAUAUAUAAAUUACUUUAAUUAAAAUUAAAUAAUCAAAAUUGGCCGUUCGCGCGACAAAAUUCGCUACUGGAAAACCGGCUUUAAAGCCAUCUUGAAUUUGUCAACCACGAAAAUGGCGGCCAACGUAAACAAAAAGUGCGCAAAGCAUUGUAGUUGACAAUGUCUCUUUGAUAAAUGAUUACAAUUAUGAUUAAAAUACGUAGAGUGUAGAGUGAAAUAAGGCCGAAAUGAAUUGUCAACUUCUACAAGUCGUAGGUUUUUUAGCAUUCAAUAUGCUUCAAGUAAAAUAGCUACAUGCCCAUGCUACGAAAUUUUUACCUUAUUUUUUGUUUUUCUAAAAGUAUUGCUGGAGUUAUGAAGAAUUACGUUUACAGUUUCGUCAUAUCUCAUCUCAUUCUCAAGUUAUCGCACUCUCUAUAUUUUGAGUUGUGACGUCACAAGUAUGAGUUGAGAUAAUAACAAUAACAAGAAAGUAUGAUAUCGAUCUUGGUGAGUAUUUAAUAAAAUUCAAUGAAACUUGCUACACUUAGUGUGUGUACCAAUAUGAAUAUUUUUGGCAGGUCAUGGCAACACACUAGUCCCAAGUCUCUUCUCUUCCUUUUCACAACUUUAAUUUCCUCCUGUAGACCUCUUGUACUGGGGCCGGUUGUUCAAAGCUGGGUUAGCUUAACCCUAGGUUAACCUAAAAUUCAAAGCAAACCUCCCGACAGCUUGUCUACAAAUUUGGAAAUAUUUCUUCAGAGAUCUUGUCUGGAUCGAUAGGACUUUACUUCUCUGAAGGUUUGAAAUAAACAGACGUGCAAGAAACACACCAACUAAAACAGCAGAUUAAAUUUUAACCCAGGGUUAGCGCUAAUCCAGCUUUGAACAACCGGCCCUAGAAUGUUUACAUAUUAUAACUGUUUAAACUGAUCACAAUACCUACACUUAUUAUAAAGUUGAAAAGCGAAAAUUGCAGAAAUUGCUAUUUAUUUCGUUGGAAAUGGAUCAUAUAGAAAUUGUAAGAGAAGGGACUGGGACGAGGCCGAGUGUGUUGCCAUAACAACCAUAUAAACAAGCCAAAUUGUUGACCUUGUUGCAUCCAGUAAGUGUACCAAGUUUCAUUGAAUUUUAUUAAAUACUCACCAAGAUAUCAUACUUUCUUGUUAUUGCCAUUAUCUCAACUCAUAUACUUGUCGCAACUCAAAAUAUAGAAAGUGCGAUAACUUGAGAAUGAGAUAUGACCAUACUGUAACGUCAUUCUUCAUCACUCUGGCAGUACUUUUUAGAAAAACAAUAAAAAAUGAGGUAAAAUUUCACUUUAAACAUAGUCAUCCGAUAAAACAAUUUGAAAUAUGAAAAAACGGGCGACUAAAAUUAAUACAUUUAUUUUUACAUGUAAGUUUUAAUAUUCUUUUUCGGUUUUAGGCAAAUACAGUAAAAAUAUAUUUGUUAUUAUGGAGUAUAGUUUAACUGCAAGUUUAACUAUUACAGUAAUUAACAACCAUAUUACAAAUGUGCUUCAAAAACUCAUUAAGAGCGAGUGGCUUUAAACCUAAUAAAACACUCCUGCUCGUUUUUUAAAUAGUACAUAAAACCCACACGUAAAAGCAAGUACACAUGGAAUGCGAGAUCGUAAAUUUAGGUCGAAAACAAGCUUCUUAAAGCCCAGUUCUCAUUUAGCGCCGACGUCGGCGAUGCCCAUUGUCGUUGAUCAUUGAUGAGUAAAAUCUUUUGUCUAUUCAAGCUCAUAAAUACAUAAUAUAACUGCGAAAGACGGUCACUAGGUAGACUUAACAGUGCCCCGAUGGGGAGUGAGCUGAAUAAUGUGACAAUAACUGCGGUUGGGCGAUUUUAUACAAAGUACAGUAAUACACGAAAUACUACGGUAUGGUCAUCAUGUCCACUAUAAGAACUAUAAUUCAUUAUUUGGUACUUCUUGCUGUGUUAUUCUUGUCUUGUUAAUAUUACGAACAUAAGAUUUUAAAAAAGAGCUUGUGCAUUUCCAAUAUUGAAAUUAAUCUAAUCUAUAUUUUGAAGGGAUGCAUUUUAUACGCACAAUUUGUCACGUGACCUAAGUUCCUAUGCUAUGAUAGGAACUUACAAACAUUGACGAAUUUCCAAUGCAUGUACAGUACUCGAUUAAUUAACCAUGAUUUAACCACGUACCUGGCAAAUAAAUAAGUAUUUUUGCUUCAUAUCCAUUGUGCAGAACACUGAUCAAGAUACAGCCUUUGAUGAUGAUAAUGGUUUGGAUAGCGAAUUGUCAGAAGAUGAUAGUACUGAGUCAACUGACGAUGAAAUUUGGCCAGAUGUAUCUGAGGAGAUACUGGAUCAAGACAUCUCAUCCAAUGAAGCUCUUCCAGAUCCUAUACCAAAGCGGAGAAAAGUGCAAGUUGUUAACUCCAUUCUCCAGUGGUUGUUGUAUUUUAUCUUAAUUUGGCAAGGUGUAUGUCACUUAAGUGAUAAUGGGCUUGCAUGGUUGUUGCGUUUUCUUCUGCAAUUCCUUAAAGUGCUGAAUAUCCAUGUAACUGGCGAGCUUUUGACUGAACUGAUAGCUAUUUUUCCGACCUCGUUGUAUAUGGUUCGCCAGUUACUAGAUUUAGAUCGCGACAAUUUCAACAAGUAUGUUGUUUGUCCCAAAUGCUCUGCAUGCUAUGAAUACAAUGAAUGCGUCCGUGAUGUUGAUGGUCGACACGUUGUCAAGAGAUGUUCAAGCAAGCAUUACUCACGAGGGAAAAUACAUUUCUGCAACGGAAAACUGGUAAAAAAAGUUACUUUGAAAAACAAUGUUAUCAAAUAUUAUCCAAUUUAUACGUACUGCUAUUCAAGCGUUGUAAACACUUUAAAAAAACUCCUUAAAAAGCCAGGAUUUCCUGCUAAAUGUGAAGAAUGGAGAACGAGACACACAGAAUCGGAACAGCUAACAGAUAUGUUUGAUGGUCAGCUUAGGAAAGAUUUUCAGAAAUAUAACGGUAUCGAUUUUUUGAAUGCUCCCAGAAAUUACGGACUUAUGCUCAACUUCGACUUCUUUCAGCCAAUGAAACAUAGGAAGGAUUAUUCUGUUGGAGUACUUUACCUGGUGUUGCUAAAUUUACCGCGCGCAGAACGCUUCAAAUGGGAAAACGUUUUAGUAGUUGGCAUCAUUCCUGCCAUGGGGAAGGAACCCAAGAAUUUAAAUCCAUUCCUAAAGCCGUUAGUUGAAGAAUUAAAAGCACUGUGGAAAGGAGUUCGCUUGCAGUCUAGUCUUAGCACAAUAUCCUUAAUAUUCAGAGCAGCUUUGUUGUGCACCUCUUCAGACAUACCAGCCUCAAGAAAACUAUGUGGAUUCAAAGGCCACAGUGCUGAAUUGGGGUGUUCGCGGUGUCUUAAGAAAUUUCCGGGUGGCUUUGGCGAAAAGCGAGAUUACUCUGGUUUCGAAGAAGAAAACUGGCAGAAACAUAAGAAUGAAGAGCACAGGCGUCAAGCAAAAAAGAUGUCACGAUGUAAGACAAAAAAAGAAGAAGCUAAGCUGUCAAGAAAGUACGGAAUAAACUACUACAGUGAACUUUUAAAACUAGAAUAUUUUGACGUAGUCAGAUUCUGUUCUAUUCACCCAAUGCAUAAUCUGUUUCUUGGAACGGCGAAAUAUAUUUUUAAGCACUGGGUAAGAGACGGAAUUCUGAACAAAAAAGACCUUGAGACAUUGGAAAGUAGGAUAGAUAGACUGGAGGUACCUGUUGACAUCGGAAGACUGCCGAAGGUAAUUUCAUCAAAUUACGGUUCCUACACAGCAGAACAAUGGAAAAAUUGGACGCUCAUAUACUCCUUAUAUGCUCUAAAAGAUGUCUUACCAGAACAAGAUUUUAAAUGCUGGCAGUCUUGUGUGUUGGCUUGCACGUAUCUGUGCAAACCUAUUCUUUCCAACAACAACAUCAUAAAACAAAUAACAGGUCCAUUGAAUUGCAACUUAUGCGUAAGCUAACAACAUGACGGUUUCUCGACAACAUGACGCUGGACAAACAUUUACAACCUUACUUUGACGAUGUCGUAACCAUAGCAAGAAACGACUCUAAAACUAUUUAUUCGGCUUUUGCACUAACCAAACUCCUAAGUUUCUUUAAUACUGACGUUAUGGCACCUUUGAAAUCCAUUAAUUGGAGUAAUAUUUCAGCUGGAAACCUACACCUUUGAUACAAAGAAAGAAGUCUUGAUAACGAUGAUCUGGCUGUUCUGCUUAAAGUGUAUAAUACCAUGUUUCCAGGCAAGAAUAUCAUAAGUGAACAGCUUAGCAGAACUAUUCGGAAAUAUGGCACGAUUGAGAUAUUCAACCAACAAUUUGGGUCAAAGUUGGCUUAUAGAAGUAAGCGAUCAACGGGAGUGUUAGCAGAUUGGCCUAGAUUAGACGGUGAAAUUGAUGAAACUUGCAACGGUAUGUCCUUUGGAAUGAUAGAGUUUUAUUUUUCCCACUUGUUGAACUUUAGUGGAGAAUUUAUCAAGUACUACUUUGCAUGUGUAACGUGGCAUAAAUCAGUGGACGACACAAACUUUAACUCAGUAAACCCUUUGCAUGUGGCAAGUAAGGAUGAUAAACUACCAACUGGUGCAUCGCAAUUUCUAUCAGUUCAGCGUAUUUCAAGGAAAUGCGCAAUUGCAAAUGAAGAAAAUGAACACAUGGACAAAAGGUACAUUCUUUCACCUUUGCCACGUCAUUUUGUUUCCUAA